UUGGUGAGGCUGUCACCGCCCUCGGGCCGCCCUUGACCGCGGUUCUCCUCCCGCCUGUUCCGGGCAUCUCUGUGCCUCCUGUUCUGAUUCUGGAGUCUUGUUCACUAGCUAUCAGAUUUCCUCUCAAAGGUCAAGGCCGAGUUCAAGGUACAGCUGGGUGGGAGGCAGGCUUGAUGUUUCAGGGAGAACUCGGGGGUUGGUAGCUGGAGACAGAUUGCUUCGCUAAUGGGUUGAUGGUUAACGUUCGUACUUGGACCUGGAGCAGGUCUGAACCUCACCUUCCUGGGGAAGGUCGUCUCUGCCCAGCAGAGCGUCUGGUGGGGGACCUGCGUGUGGGCUGUGGGAGACUCUCCAAGAGGCCUGAGGUGCUGAUGACAGGCUGGGCCUGGCUCCCGCUGGUGGCCCCACUUGGUAUGUUGACUUGAGUGGUGAGGGAGUGCGGGGGUGCCUGGGGGAGGACACCGCCAGGAGCAGUGAGGGUGGCCUGGAAACUGGCCGGGAGGUGGAGAAUCACUUGAUUUCCCCACAUAGGUGCCCGGAAGCUUCCUGAGGCCAAGGUCAGCCUCUUGGGCCUGCCCUUCAGCGGUCCUCUUUAGGAGUCUGGCCUCCUGCAAGGGCAGUCAGGCUGGGUCUUCCAGGGUCUCAAGCAGCCACAUGGAGGCUCCCCUGGACUCUUUAUCUCAAGGGCUUCUAGACUUUGGAGAGUGGGAGCUGUUUUCCCCUAAGCCUGGGCUGAUGGCCCAGUACCCAGGGUAUAUGUUUAUUGGUUGAAUCACUUCUGAGUAGGUGCAGGAUGGUGGGUGUCUGGGGCUGCAACUGACUCAGCUUAAAACAGCUCCUCCUCCAGCCUGCAGUGGGCUGCAUGCCCACUCGGUUAUUUUGGUUGGUGUUACAGAGCCACAGAGUUAUCUGGCGGGGGCACAGUCCUCUGCCCUGCCCAGCCCCCAGUGAUAGCUCUCCUAUAAAAGGGCUGAGCUGCUCCACUCCCCUCACUGGGGGUGUGAGGAGCAGGGGGGACCAUGGACUUCGUCAGCAUCCAGCAGUUGGUAACUGGUGAGAGAGUUGAAAGGAAAGGAUUGGGAUGUGGACACGGAGUUCUGGAUCCUGGAGGCGGGCCUCGAAACUGGAGGCUGGGGCCCCAGGAGGCCGAGGCCCAGGAGAGGCAGAAACUGGAGGAGAAGAGGAAGAGACUUGAAAGAUUUAACAGUUCCAGAACUAACUUGGAGAACCUGGCUGACUUGGAGAACUUGGUUCAAAGACGGAGAGAGAAGCGACUGAAACGCAGAGUCCCCCCUAGGGCACCCGAGCCUGAGGUCAAGCCGCAGCCCCAGGCCCAGCUGGAGCCUGUGGACCUGGAGGUGUUCCUAAAGGCAGCUGCUGAGAACCAGGAGGCCCUGAUUGACAAGUACCUGACAGACGGAGGGGACCCCAACGCUCAUGACAAGCUCCACCGCACGGCCUUGCACUGGGCCUGUCUGAAGGGUCACAGCCAGCUAGUGAACAAGCUAUUGGAGGCAGGUGCCACCGUGGAUGCUCAGGACUUGCUGGACAGGACCCCCGUGUUCUGGGCCUGCCGCAGAGGGCACCUGGACAUCCUCAAACACCUGCUUAACCGGGGCGCCCGGGUCAACACCCGGGACAAGAUCUGGAGCACCCCCCUGCAUGUGGCCGUGCGCAUGGGGCACUGUGACUGCCUGGAGCAUCUCAUCGCCUGUGGAGCCCAGGUGGAUGCGCAAGACAAGGAAGGGGACACAGCUCUGCACGAGGCCGUGCGGCACGGCCACUACAAGGCCAUGAAGGUGCUGCUGCUCUACGGAGCCAAGCUGGGCGUGCAGAACGGGGCUUCACUGACCCCAGUGCAGCUGGCACGGGACUGGCAGCGGGGCAUCCAGGAAGCACUCCAGGCCCAUGUUGGGCACCCCCGUACCCGCUGCUGAUGACAGCAGCCCUGUGGGGUCACUCGCAGCCACCAUUCCACCCCCAUCACCUCCCACCCCAAGUUGCUCACACAUCUCACCCACGUGGUCCUCCCUCAGCCCCAGGGCUGUCUCCUUGCCUCCAGGCAGCCCUGUCAGAGCCGGGGGCAGCGCUGAGCCCGGCAGGUAGAAAUGCAGGCCUCCCUGGCUUUGAGUCCAGGGCUGAGCCGUUCCCCGCCAGGGCACAGCGGGCAGGGCUGAGCAGAGGACCCGGGUGAGCAGGAAACAAAGUGGGUCCAGAUGAGGGGCAGCAGAGGAGGUGGGGGCCCAGGAUGGAGCAGGAAGGGAGCAAGCUUCGCGUUCCCCAGGUUGGUCCUCGACCUCCUCAGUGGCCACUGAUCCUCAGUCCAAUAGGCGACUAGGCCUCUGCCCUCAAGGGCCCGCCACUCACCAGUGGUGACUCAGCGCAUGGCCAGCAGCUGCCGUCCAGGCCAGAGGCCCCUGGGCGCGGUUUUUCCCGGGGACUCCGUUCCUAUCAGCAGCAACCCUGGUAGCAUCUGGAGUGGCUCCAGCUACGUCAGCCUGGGGGCUCUGGAGUUGGGUCUGGCCGUCCGGACAGGGCUGCUCAACAGGUUUGAGCCCCUCUGCAGCAGAAGGCCAGCCCCACCUGGUUGCCUCAGAAGCCCCAAGGCCGAUGAGCUGGCGCUAACAUUUAUUUCAGGGAAAUCUCGUGCCCAUGUCUGAGGCUUCGGCCCGGCCGGCCUGCCGCUCUCUAGUUGGCCAGCUGGCGGCUCUCCUUGUAGGGCUGAAGUGCCCGGGUGCUGGGGGUUGCUUGUGGCCCACUCAGCUUCUGGGGCGGUGGCCCGUAACCCUUCCCUGCCCCGGGUACUGACCAGGCCCUGGUCCCAGAGCUGGCGCUGGCCCCAGGCCGGCAGCUGCACCUGCGCUGCUCCAUACCCCUCAGGGGAAGACAGAGGAGCCGUGAGCUCACCUGCUCCUUCCCCUCCUCUGCCCACUGGUGGGGGGGCGGAGGACCCGGGAGGACCUGCCUCCACACGUGCUCCUAAAGCUUCCUGCGCUCCUAAAGCUUCCUGCCUCUAACCGUCCUUUCCAUGUCCCGCUGCACUGGUGCAGACCUUACGACUGGCUGGGCUGGGUCCCUAAAUGCUAGCAAGUGACUCAGAGAACUCUGCCCUAAUCCGAGAACCACAGGUGGAGGGAUGGGCUCCAAGACAAAGGUGAGCCUCCCUCCGUGAGGUACCUGGGUUGAUGUCCACAUUGCAGCAGCAUUUUCAGUCUAACUGGUGGCUGUCUCAGGCCAAGGACAAGGCAAUUUUUACUCUGUGAAAAAGCUGACAAGAGCUCCAAACGGGGGCCGCACGCCUUCCCCUUACACGGGCAGCUCUGCCCUGUAGGGACAAAGCCCCGUUCACCCAGAUGCAGGGUCGCAGGGUCACAGGAGAAAUAGGUGUUCAAGUCCCUGGAGAAGACAACUCCCCAUCUAGCAAAUGGGGACACAAGUGACAGACAAAACUACUUUUUUAUAUGCAUCAGUAUUUUUUGUUCAUUAAAACGUGUUGAUUAUCCA
Messenger RNA from Camelus dromedarius (Arabian camel), 3504 nucleotides. RefSeq names its product ankyrin repeat domain 23 (gene ANKRD23). The coding region runs from base 1020 to 1937 and encodes 305 amino acids. The record is from RefSeq and is a predicted model, not a curated record. Gene Ontology annotation, molecular function: transcription cis-regulatory region binding; protein binding. Lineage: Eukaryota; Metazoa; Chordata; Mammalia; Artiodactyla; Camelidae. Gene Ontology annotation, biological process: positive regulation of transcription by RNA polymerase II. The transcript is spliced from 9 exons. Gene Ontology annotation, cellular component: nucleus.